ACACCGCACCGCCAACCACGAGAGAGCUGGCCACUGCCGAAAAGACAAGCCGGUGGCCGCAACGCAACGCAGCAAAGCAAGACGAAUCCAUCGGCCAUGGGCACCGAACCCCACCCGAUGGUUCCGGUCCCGGAGGCCAUCCGAACCGUCCUGAGGCAGACGGCCGAAAUCCUCCUGGACGACAAAAAAGACACCCCGACCCUUCGGCUGCCGCUGUCCUCCACGCCGUGGCAGGACCUCCUGGGCCGGGUUCUGGCCGAGGACGUAACCAUGGUGGAGCCUGGCUACCCUCCCUACAAUGCCAGCAUCAUGGACGGAUACGCCAUCGGCACCGGCGGUUUUUCGGCCGGGGAUGCCGAGAGGGCUUCUGCCGCGGGAUCGUGGACGCACCGGGUCGUGGACCGGGUGUACGCCGGGGGCGCCAGCACGCCGCAAGCUUCGAACGAUGGCAAGGACGAGACCCUCGACGAGACCCUCCCUCCCGCGUGCUACAUCACCACGGGGGCCGUCGUCCCGGAGGGCUACGAUUGCGUCGUUCCGAUCGAAGAGUGCGAGGCAUCCCCUCCGGCACAAGGAUCGCCGCAAAGGAUCCGGAUCUUGCCCUCGGCGGUGCUGAAAAAGCACAAGUGGAUCCGUCCGAUCGGGUGCGACAUUGCGGCCUCCGAAGUGGUAUUGCCGGGGGGACACGUCCUGGAUCCCGUGGCGAUCGGGCUGGCGAUGCAAUCGGGAGCUCGAGACGUUGUGGUCCAGCGGCGCAUAAAGGUCGGCGUCCUGUCGACGGGGAACGAGCUGAUCGGGAACGACGGCGGGAGGACACCGGCCCCGCAAAACGCAGCCGGAAAGAUCCCCGACGCCAACCGGCCCGUCUUGCUGGGGCUGCUGUCGACCCACGGCUUCCAAACUCUCUGCGAGCCGAUUGACCUGGGAAUGGUCCGCGACGACGACUUCGACGCCAUGGCGGAAACCCUCGGGGCCGCCCUGGACCGCUGCGACGUCGUUGUCACGACCGGCGGCGUCAGCGAGGGCGAGACCGACAUCGUCGAGCGGGUGCUGGUGGAACACUGCGGGGCCACCCUGCACUUUGGCCGCAUGCACAUGAAGCCCGGGAAGCCGACCACCUUUUUCACCGUGCCGAACAGGACGAAGGGCGGCACCGGCCUCGUCUUUGCCCAGCCGGGAAACCCGUGUUCCGCCGUGGUCUGCACGCAGCUGCUGGUGGGGCCCUGCCUGGACCUCUAUUUCCACGGCAUCGAUCGCCAAAGGGGUCGUUCGUCGCCAAGCGGAGAGACGAGGGACGAGCAACUCGAAUCGAUCGUGGAGGCCUCCCUCGUGCAUCCCGAGAUCGAGGCGGUCCUUGCCCACGACGUCGUCCUAGACGCCAAGCGACCCGAGUACCACAGGGUGGUGCUGACCAAGAACGGCUACGGGGAAUCCUACGAGGCCAGGUCCACCGGGGUCCAGCGGUCCUCGAGGCUGAUGAGCCUGAGGGACGCGCAGGGACUCCUGCUCCUCCCGCACGCCAAGGGCGGCAAAACCGUGGCGCGCAGGGGCGAGACCUACCCGGUCCUCCUCCUCCACAACACGUUCGGCAGGGACCGCGUCUUGCUGGGGGACUCGGUGCACCUGGGCGGCGGGGCAGCGAAAAGGAUCGAAGGCGAACGCAAAAACGGAAACGAGACGACGGUCGGCGUGAUCGAGGUCCUCCCGCCCGAGCGCCAAGCGGCCGUGCCCUCCAGGCUCGAGGAGUUCUGCGAGAGGGUCCAGAGCGCGCUGAGCCCACCGGGGGGCAGCGGCGGCGUUUCCGUCGUCUCGAGGCGGACCUUUUCGGGCCCGGCGGACGCCCUCGGCUCCUUCGUCGCAACCGACUCGCACGGGGACGCCGGCGUCCUCGUGGUGGUCUGCCCCCGGUUCGGGGGCUCCUUCCGGUUCCACCUCGACGUGGCGUCCGCGCUGGGGGGCGUGCUGUCCGGAAGCGCGGAAGCCCUCGCCCUCCAGGCCCGCCUCGGCGCCGCCUCCCGCGAUCCGGGGGCGGCGCUCUUCGAGGCCGUCGCCGGGGUCCUCCCCGGCCGUCGGGGGGGCAGCGGCCCCAGGCUGCUAAUGUGCGUCGAGGAAGGCGGGAUGGAAGGCGCCCUGGGAAGCAUCAGGGGCCUGCUGGCGCACGGAGCGAGGGUGGCCCGGGGGUCCCAGUAGGGGCCGCGGGAUCCCCGAGACCCGGGGCACCGCCGGUUCAAAAACCUAGGAUCCAAUUCCAAACAUGGAUACGUGGUGGUGGUGGUUACGGUUCCGAAGCCCUACACCCAUCGAGAAAGACAAGGACAACAAGAAGCACGACACCAAUUUGUCGCUGGCCGGAUGCAUCCCUGUCGUUCGCAGUUGCGAAGCAAAACUAGCUGUUAACUUUUGCAAAAGCAAUCGACCCACGAGUUGCUUUGUCUUGGCACACAAACCGAACUACAAAUCGUUGUUCAAUCCCUCGAUAGCAGUGGUUGAGGACGUUUCGAGCUAUGGCGUAACAUAAAGUUUAUGGUUUGUUUUAUGAAUACACAUCGUAUAAUACAGGGGAAAAAACUGGGGAUUCCGAGUGGAGGCCGAAGGAUCGGUGAGCGUGCUUGCUACUUCUUUUUUGCGUUCGCAUUCGCCUCGUUUUCUUUCAGUAUUUCCGCGUCUCGGCCCUCCAUCGGUUCGCUUUCCAGAAGGUCCUUGACGCGGUUGAAUAUCUGGUAGAACAAAAUCGGGGCCCUCACGAUUCCCACCACGAUCGUCUCCAACACGCCGAGCGCGGUUCGCUCGGACUGCUGCAUCGGUCGGUUCUCGUCCAGGUAACGCUGGAUGUUGCGGACGCGCUCCCUCUCUUCGUCCGUCAAUCUCUUGACGGCUUCCGUUGCCUGGGCCUCGAGUUCCCCGAGCGGCCCCUUGGUCUUGGCGUCCAUGGGCCUCACCAGGUACGCGCUGUUGUUUUCCUCGAUUUCCAGCUUUCGUUGCUCCUCGGCCCUCACUAUUUCCAGGACGGCCAUCUCGAGUUCGCCGAGGGGUCCGGGGAUGUCGAUCGGGCGAACAAGCCCCUCGCGUCUCCUCGAUUCCUGCACCCGCAUGCGCUCGGACUGGAGGAUCUCCCGGAUGGCUUCGCUUGCCCUCAGUUCAGCCUGCCCCAGGGGUCCCCGCUUCGAUUCCUCGACGUCUUUCGGUCGCAGCACCAUGUUCUUUGUUCGCUCCUGCUCGGAUCUCUUGAUGCUCUCGACAAAGUCCACCACCCGGCGUUCUAUGGCCCCGAGGGGUCCCAGUUCUUCGACCUCGCCUGGGACCUUCGAAGCGUCCAUGGGACGCACGAGGAUGCCGCCCAACCGAACAAUUUCUCUGGCCCGCCUUGCUUCCUCGUCGAUGACUUGCUGGAGCCACUCCACGCUCUCCUUCUCCCACAAUCCCAGGGGGCCGAUGGAUUUUUCGCUCGCGUCCAUGGGCCUCACGUACGAGGCCUCGUCCCCCAUCAUCCGGGCCAGGCUUUCCUCGACCUUUCGGUCGGCGUCGCGAUCUUUGAACACCCCGAUUCGCCACUCGUAAUCCUGGAGGCUAAGCUUGGCGAGCCGCAGCAGCCCGCUGCUUCUCUCUUGGCGCAGGAGAUCCCUGUCCUUGGUUUUCGUUGUUUCCUCUCGAUCGAGGUUGCCGUCCAUGCCCAUGGAGCGGGCCACGAUGGUCCUGCCUUUCCUUGUGGUUCGGUUGUGCCUCGAGGAUAUUGUGCCGACGGACGAGAGCUGGAAAGAGGAGGCGUGACCAGCAAGCAUCGCGGCAACAACCGCAAAACCGAGGAGCGCUUUGGAAACGGGUCCUCGCACCGCCUGUGAUGGUUCCCCGUUCGUUCGCAUCCUGAUCAUCCUGGUGUUCGCCUGGAUGCAAUAAGAUUUUGUUAGGUAG
Pseudo-nitzschia multistriata is the source of this 3909-nucleotide messenger RNA. NCBI's taxonomy places the organism in Eukaryota, Bacillariophyta, Bacillariophyceae, Bacillariales, Bacillariaceae. The record is from the annotation of a GenBank genome assembly.